Messenger RNA from Aspergillus puulaauensis, 4848 nucleotides. Its product is annotated as E3 ubiquitin-protein ligase SSM4. Gene Ontology annotation, cellular component: endoplasmic reticulum membrane. NCBI's taxonomy places the organism in Eukaryota, Fungi, Ascomycota, Eurotiomycetes, Eurotiales, Aspergillaceae. The transcript is spliced from 2 exons. Bases 1 to 4848 code for a protein of 1615 amino acids. Gene Ontology annotation, molecular function: zinc ion binding. The record is from RefSeq and is a predicted model, not a curated record.
AUGGAUUUCCCGGGGCGCUUCCCCCACGAGUUUGCGGGCUCCUCGAGCUUUCACGAUAUAAUGAACGACCCUGCCUUUGAUACAAAUAGAAAAGGGAAGGAGAGGGAAUACGAAGAACCGGAUACCUGUCGAAUCUGUCGCGGAGAAGCUACGGACCAGGACCAACUAUACUAUCCCUGCAAAUGUAGCGGUAGUAUAAGGUUCGUGCACCAACCUUGCCUCGUGCAAUGGUUAGCUCAUUCCCAGAAGAAGCACUGUGAGCUGUGCAAGACUCCGUUCCACUUUACAAAAGUAUACGACCCGGAUAUGCCCGAUAGCUUGCCGACGCUCUUGUUUAUGAAACAACUGUCCAUACAUUCGCUCCGGACUGUUAUUACAUGGUUGCGCUGGGUCCUCGUGGCGUUUGUCUGGCUUGGAUGGCUGCCAUGGUCGAUGAGGGCCAUCUGGAGGGCGUUGUUCUGGCUCGCUGAUGGUCGGUGGUCAGAUGGUGUUCCUCAGAAAAGCUAUCAAGGAAAUAAUGUGUCUGCGCCGAUUGAUGGUGCAACAUUAACGACAAGCUCUCUGGCUGUUGAAACCAGUUCGAUUGUGGCACAAUCCCCACUGGAUCCUGCCGCGUCAAUGUUCGGUUUCUCUUCAGGUGAACCUAUACUACUCAAACUUAUGAAAAAGGCCUUUUCUACGCUGUUCUUUCCCGCGAUGUCAUCGAGUUUUGGAUCUACCCAUUCAAACGUAACAACACUUCCGUACAAACGCCGACCGUCCUGGCUUUCGGACGUCAAGUUCCUAAACUCGUUGACUCCGUCACCGACAAUUAAUAAUAUCCUUCUUGACACACUAGAAGGCCAGCUCAUUACCUUGCUUGUCGUUAUCUCGUUUAUUCUUAUAUUCCUUAUCCGCGAAUGGGUUGUUCAACAACAACCUCUGGACAAUAUUGCUGAGGGAGAGCGUGAGGCUGCGGAUCAAUUAAUAGCAAAUAACCGCCCUCCCCCUCAUGCUGAAGCUCCCGAGCCAGAGCCCGAGCCGGAACCCGAACAUGAACUUGAGCAUGAGCGUCAGUACGAGCCUGCUCCCCGCGAAGAGUUACCGGAACCAGAUAUCCCACAAUACGAGGAAAGUGAGAUUCACGCCAACGAUGUUGCUGAGGAUAACUCGAGAAGUACCGAGUUACCGAGACCAGGUGUCGGACUUGAACUGCCUCCCCGUGGGCCUUUGCGGUUUGAGGCACCCCCGAAUAUACGGAAUUUGCUCGCGGAAGGGCCUGUCACACCUCCGAUUCGUCGGAAUCUUGAGAGCAAUGAUGGGUUUAAUUUCGAAGUUCCAGUCGCUCGGCAAACACCACAAAUGAACCAGCAACGACCUACUGUCAAUAUGGAGCUGUACAUGGAGCUCUGGCGCCGUACUCAGGGUGAUUCUCAGCAAAUGUUAAGACUUGUUCGUGAAGACCCUCGUUAUGCAGAACUUGCCUGGCAUGUUAAUGCUAUUAAUAGACAUACGCAAUUGUCUAAUAACUUUCCACGAUCUCGCCUUUCUGAUUUUACCGUAAACACAGACGGGGACGCGGAGGCCGAUGACGCUUUCACGCCGCCUCCAGAAGCCUCUUCGCAAAGCUGGCGUGUGCCCAAUAAUACCGAAGCCGACAGUUCCAACGCGUUCUUCGGUGGAUCCGCCGGUAGAAACAUGUCUUUUAACCCAGAAAUUCGAACCCAGCAGAUACCGGCUUCCAGAUCUGGCAACCUGGAAGCUGAAGCCCGGGAACGAGAGCCAGAACCGAGCCAUGAAACAGUGGAAAAUAGCGUGGACAGUGGAAUAGCUGGCUCGGACACCGCAGUUGCGGAUGCUGAUUCGGCUGAAGAUACACAGCCUCCGCCGGAAACCUCUCCGAACGCUGCCGAACAUCCUCAGGGCAUGACCAAGAGAGUGCUCGAUUGGUUCUGGGCCGACGUCAUCCCAGAAGAUUCGAACCAGGCACCCCAGCCAGAUGUGGACGAGGAGGUGGCGGACGAACCUGCUCUUGAAGGACCAUUGGAGCACGAAGCCGACGAUGGCAACUUCGAUGCCGAUGGUAUCGCCGCAGAUAACGCUGCCUUCCCCGAUAUGGGCGUUGACCCGAAUGAUUUUGAUGCGAUUGAAGAAGCUGAUGAUCUCGAGGGAAUUUUGGAACUUAUCGGCAUGCAGGGUCCGAUUUUUGGUUUAUUACAGAACGGUGUUUUCUGCGCCCUACUGAUCUCCUUUACCGUAGCCGCGGGAAUCUGGCUUCCUUACCUUGCCGGAAAGAUCGCACUUGUCCUUUUAGCGAAUCCUGUGCAAUUCGUCGUUGGUGUUCCUAUGACGGCGGUGUCAGUCUUUGCGGACGUGGUCCUCGACACCCUUAUUGGUAGUUUGGGCUAUGUCAUGUACUGGACAAGUUUAAUCAGCAAGCUGCUUCUUAGUCCUUUUGCAACUCUUGUCCCAUUGACAGAGUGGACUAAGCCCAUAACCAGUGCGUCGCUAUCGCUCAUUGAUGCCAGCAGUCAGAGACUGGGCAGUGUGAUGAAUACUUUCUUUGUCUUCCACGAGGCCGAUGUCCCCAUGUUCUCUGUCCUUUCACAUCAAGCCUUGAAGAUUCAUGAAGCGCGAAUUGCCUCGCUGAUCCACAUAGUCUUCUUGCUGGGGAAGUUCAUUCUUCAUGACAUUCCCCUGCAGAUUGGGUCGCUUUCAUUGUCCAAGGUCAUCUCGUUCAGCUACGAUACGGCAAGUGUCGGUGAUGGACUCACUUCGGCUCGGGACGAGGUUUAUGAUGCCGGCUACGACAUAUAUACUCGAUUUUUCUCGGCUCCAGCGGCUUGGGCUAGCCCGCAUGUGACUGGGCUUACCACGAAUGGAACAAUCGACUACAAUUUGGUAGUCUGGGACACAAAGGAUCGCACGAUCGCUAUCUUUAUGGGUUACCUUCUCGCUUCAAUCGUGGGUUUGGUUUAUCUUAGAGUGGCCCGAUUUGUCUCUGGAACCGACCGAGGGCAAAGGGUUGAGGGCAUGGUUGCAGAAGGGCUUCACCAAGCCGGCGGGGUCAUGAAGGUCAUUCUAAUCAUCGGCAUUGAGAUGAUAGUCUUUCCACUAUAUUGUGGGGCUUUGCUCGAUAUAGCAUUACUACCUCUUUUCGAAAAUGCUACAUUUUCAUCUCGAAGUCUCUUUACAUCGACAUACCCGCUCACCUCCCUCUUCGUCCAUUGGUUUAUUGGAACUUGUUAUAUGUUCCACUUUGCUCUCUUUGUCUCCAUGUGCAGGAAGACUAUGAGAAGCGGUGUCCUCUAUUUUAUUCGUGACCCUGAUGACCCUACUUUCCACCCUGUGCGUGACGUACUCGAGCGGAACAUCACUACGCAACUCCGCAAGAUCGCCUUUAGUGCGCUUGUAUAUGGCGCUCUUGUCAUUGUUUGCCUUGGUGGAGUUGUUUGGGGCAUUUACUACGGCUUCGACGGCGUCCUCCCGGCGCAUUGGUCAUCCAAAGAACCAGUGCUCGAGUUCCCAGCAGAUCUCUUGUUCUAUAACUUUGGCAUUCCUUUGGCCAUCCAAGCUUUCAAACCCUCGGAUGGGCUACACAACUUGUACAGUUGGUGGUUCCGGAAAUGUGCUCGCUUCUUACGCUUGUCAGAUUUCUUCUUCGGCGAGAGACAUACUGACGAAGAAGGGAGGCGUCCACAGGUUUGGUGGAGCUUGCUGUUAGGCAGCAAGCCAAAUGAUGAACCAACUGCCACUGGAGAGGAUCAACAAUCCGACGCUGAUGAAAAACAUGUGGAAAACCUUCCCAAAGUGGAUGGAAAAUUUGUUAGGGUCCCGGCUUCUGACCAGGUCCGCAUCCCUAAGGGGAGCCCGGUGUUUUUGGAAGUGACUGAGACGAACGAACGAGUUGACGGAAAGCCUGAAAAUGACCAAGGACUUCACGGCCGAGGAAAUGACCAAUUUACCAAGGUUUAUGUCCCGCCGUUCUUCAGAACCAGAAUUGCAGCUUUCAUUUUCUUGAUCUGGAUGUUUGCGGCUGCGACGGGAGUAGGCGUCACCAUUGUUCCUUUGGUUAUUGGCCGCAAGAUUAUGUCUUUCUACGUCCCGGGUCGGCCAGUGAAUGACGUUUACGCCCUGUCUGUAGGCAUGGGCGCUGCUUGUGGUGUUGCCUGCCUUCUCGCAUUUUGUCGGUCUUGUUUCCGUGCGCUGACAGGCCGCCUCGGACCGUACCUACGCUCUCCCUUGGAAGCAUCUCGUGAAGCAGCGGGCGUUCUAGUCCGUGGUCUUCAAAUUCUCUACAUUGGUGCCGCAUUCGUGAUAUUCCUGCCGGCAGUUUUUGCUCUUACAAUAGAGCUCUACGUUCUUGUCCCGAUCCACACAUACCUUGGCCGCGAACAAGAUCACGUUAUCCAUUUCGUCCAAGAUUGGGCCCUGGGCGUGCUUUACGUUCAGAUGGCAGUAAAACUAGCCCUGUGGCAUACCAGGUCCCGACCAGCUGCAGUCUUGAACGGUCUCUUCCGUGAUGGCUGGCUCAAGCCGAACGUCAAGCUCGCGACUAGAGCUUUGCUCCUCCCAAUUACCCUUCUUGCCAUAGUUGCAGUCACAUUACCCCUAUCCUUCGGCUUCGCAUCGAACUCGUUAAUAUUCUCUGCCAGCCCCGAGCUACAACCAAUGGUCUACCGCUACGCGUAUCCGGUCACGAUGGCGAUGGGACUCAUGGUCUGGUUCUUCUACCUGGUUUGUCGCCAGGUCGAAGUAUGGCAAGUGAGCAUCCGAGACGAGUUCUUCCUGAUCGGAGAACGCCUUCACAACUUUCGAGAGAAGCGGGCCCGAGAAGUUGGCGUUCCCCGACGAGUGAUAACUGGAUAA